This is a messenger RNA of Python bivittatus (Burmese python), 1700 nucleotides long. It is a transcript of the gene SYT13, whose product is annotated as synaptotagmin 13. The record is from RefSeq and is a predicted model, not a curated record. Gene Ontology annotation, cellular component: plasma membrane; dense core granule; synaptic vesicle membrane. NCBI's taxonomy places the organism in Eukaryota, Metazoa, Chordata, Lepidosauria, Squamata, Pythonidae. Gene Ontology annotation, biological process: calcium ion-regulated exocytosis of neurotransmitter; synaptic vesicle endocytosis. Gene Ontology annotation, molecular function: calcium-dependent phospholipid binding; calcium ion binding; clathrin binding.
UUCUCUGUCAACUGCUUGAGAGGAUCUAUUGCAUGCUUUGAAAGAAGCUAUGAUCAGGCUCAGUUCUGCAAGGCAAGGAAUGAGGAUCACACUGGCUGAAUAAAGUUGUGGCUUCCAGGUCUGAAAUAAUGGUUUUGUCUGUCCCAGUGAUUGCUCUGGGAGCUACAUUGGGGACUGCUACUAGCCUCCUUGCCUUAUGCGGUCUUACCUGCUUCUGCAAAUAUAUGCGACCUGGGAAAGGAUCUUCUGAGAAGGAACGGGAUCUGGAGACUGAAAAUGCCAAACCCAGCGUGCUUCAGGCACUCCAUCAGUUUAAUGUUGAGAAGACAGCAGAGCCAGUACAACCCCGGACAAUCCUCAGCUUUCCCCAUAUCUAUGGCCCAAAGCCUGUCGUGACCACCUCAGAAAUUGUUAACUAUGUAGAUUACAACGUGAAGCCAGGAGAAGAACCAAGCAAAGGAAAGCCUGCAGCUCUGGAUAAGAAAAGGAUGACCAUACAAGUCAACGAAGAGCUAUUUCUUCUCCCUCAAAAUGGUGGGGUGAAGGAUGUUUGUGUCACUGAGCACCUGAGUCCUGAAAAUGCUGCAGGCUGCAAUCAAGUCCCAGAACUUCACUAUUGUCUGGGCUACAACCGACAGAAAGAGGCUCUGUCCAUUGCUUUUCUUGAAGUCUUAUAUGGAACUGCAGCAGGAGACCAAAACAAUGGAAGUGAUUGCUACAUCUUAGGUACUUUGGUGAACAAUUCUGGCACUACAGAAGCCCAGACUGUGUUGAAGAAGAAGCAAGCCCAUGUUGUCUGGGAAGAAGCUCUACUGUUUCCAGUCAAGGAGGAGGAGCUACGAGAGGGGACACUGACCCUCACCUUGAGGAACUGUGACAAGUUCUCUAGACACAGCAUUAUUGGUGAAAUUAAACCAAAUCUGGCUACUGUAGGAGAGAAGUAUGGACCAGUGCAGUCUGAGAAGGUGAAAGUCCUUGACAAGGAACCAGAUGCAGGCUAUGGAGAAGUUCUGCUUUCUAUCAGCUAUUUGCCUGCAGCAAAUCGCCUGCUUGUGGUACUUAUAAAGGCCAAAAAUCUCCAUUCCAAACAGCUGAAAGAACUCAUUGGAAAAGAUAUCUCUGUCAAAGUGACACUGAAGCAUCAGACCUUGAAACUGAAAAAGAAGCAGACAAAGCGUGCAAAACACAAGAUCAACCCAGUAUGGAAUGAGAUGAUCAUGUUUGAGGUACCCCAUGAUCUGCUCUGUGCUUCAAGUGUAGAGCUGGAGAUGCUAAGCCAGGAUGCUGAUGGGCAGAAUCGCUUACUGGGCAAGUGCAGCCUUGGUCUGCAUGCUGCGGGAACCGAGAGGAACCACUGGGAGGAGAUGCUGAGGAACCCCAGGAGGCAGAUUGCUAUGUGGCACCAACUUCACAUGUAGUUAAAGAGGUGGAAAUGGUGAUCCCCUCAUGUCCAGUAAGCUGGUCACAGAUCUGGAAAAAAGAGUUCUGUUUCAAUAUCCUAAGCACGCACACACACACACUCACACACACACACACCAUGAAUUGAAUCCAUUCACGUGAUUAAGCACAAGUUUUGUUUAUUGAUACUGUUAUUAAUUGUGUUUUACUAAAUGAAUAUUGUAGAAAUGGGUAGUCAAAAUGGCAAAUGGUUCAUUGACCCAUAAUAAUGCUUGGUUUGUGGGAUCAUUUCUUCAGCUUCU